AUGGUCGAUCCCAGUGAGCCUAGGCCGCUUACGUCGGCAUUUGAAAGUCCGACUUUUGGAGAGGAUAGUUCUUUCCAUGUGGAGCAGCCCGUGGGUUCCAUGUCGAUAUCGCCAUGUGGACGAGACGUAGUUCUGGCUUCAAAGGAGGGUCUUCAUGUCAUCGAUUUAGAUUCGCCGUAUUCACCGCCUCGAUAUCUUCCUCAUCAUACACCAUGGGAGGUCGCGGAUGUUCAGUGGUCACCGUUCGCUGCUCGAGAUUAUUGGGUUGUCAGCACAUCGAACCAGAAAGCAUUGGUGUGGAACUUAGCAACGAAGUCCUGCCAGAACUCAAUUGAGCAUGUUCUGCACGCUCACACUCGCGCAAUAACGGAUAUUAACUUCUCCGCUCAUCACCCCGACACCUUAGCGACUUGUGCUGUGGACAGCUUUGUCCAUUGCUGGGAUUUGCGAUCCCCUUCUCGACCUGCCAUCUCGUUCUCAGAUUGGUUUGCCGGUGCAACUCAAGUUAAAUGGAACAGACAGGAUCCCAAUGUCAUCGCCAGUUCCCAUGAUAGGUUUCUAAGGAUAUGGGAUAAGAGAAAAGGCGCCUAUCCAAUUCGGUCCAUCGAGGCUCAUGAUACCAAGAUCUAUGGCGUUGAUUGGAAUAGAGUUCGCCCAGGAGCGGUGACGACAUGCGCUUUAGAUAAGACGAUCAAGUUUUGGGAUUAUACCGUGGAAGGUGAAGAGCCGGAAAAGAUAAUUAGAACGCCUUUCCCGGUUUGGCGCGCCAGGAACACCCCAUUUGGAUGGGGUGUUUUAGCAAUGCCGCAGAGAGGCAAUAGCGAUCUUCAUCUAUAUAGUCGCCGGGCUGGGGAAGGUGAAGAUCCCGUCAAAGACCUUCCUCUAGUGCAUAGCUUCCCAGGGCAUAAGGGUCAGGUUAAGGAAUUCCUUUGGAGAGCACGUGGAGGCGUGGUCGAUGGAACUGACCACAGGGAUUUCCAGCUAGUAUCGUGGGGGACUGACAGGGAACUUCGUCUGCAUAGAGCUGAUCCGGAUGUCAUGCGUGGCGUCGGCUACGAGAAGGGAAAGUCAUUUAUAUCCAACAUAAACAUCACCCGCAAUGGUGCCGUCUACAAGAGCUUCCGUGAUGAAGAUGGCAGCCGAGGCCAUGAUGAUACAGAUUCUCUAUCCGCAUUCCAGGAGUCUGUCUCCAGCUCAUCCCGUGCCUUGGGAUUGAACACUAUAUCAGUGCCGUACGCUCGGCCGUGGACUCAGUGCGGUAACACGGAUUCUAGAAUCGGUAUGCAAGGCAGAAGUAAUCUCCGGACCGAUACGAACCCCAUAUCCUGGAUGCGAGGCGUGAAAAUAUCGGGUUGGGAUGUCGAAACUCUAGGUGACGAAAUUACGCAUGUGGGAGAGAAGUUCACUAAGGUCGAUUUUGACUCUGUGGACGUUAGGCAGCGGAAGGCAACUAUAUCUUUGCAUGGACCUUGGGGGACGGAAGGUGAUUCGCUUUUCUUGAAAGUGGACAUAAAGUUCCCUGCCGACUACCCAAGGACUGCAAUGCCAACGUUCAGUGUACAGAAAACAUCGGCUGUCACAGAUGAACUUGCCGACAAGCUUGUUGCAGAAUUGCGUACUAUUGCAGAAACUUUCCUCUCUCAUAAAAGAGGCUGCCUUGAAGGUGUUGUUCGCUAUUUAUUAGGUGAAACCAGCUUGGAAGAAAGCAUAGCCUGGAUUUUGGGCGAAACAACCGAGACCGUCAAAUCGCCCAUGAGCGGCCAGUUAGAGACGGGAGAGUCAAGCGACGAAGAUGAAGUAGGAUUGUCUCAGAGUCAAGAGUUGGGGAUGAGUUCUGAGCUGCUACGGCCAGUCAAUGCUAAUGUAAUGGUACCUGUGGCUAAGGCAUGUGGUGCUCUUUGGGCCAAUGAUGGUCGCUUAGUCUGCUUUUUCCCUACUAAAAAGGACAAGUCGGCGUCUCUGUUGGAGAACCUAGGUUUCAAGGAAAUGACGCGGCUUUCGAGGGCAGACAAAGUUUUUGAGGGAUUCGGCCGUCUGCAAACGAGUUCGCCUGGGCCACGGGCUUCAGGUACAAUGGCGAGCACCGAUGAUGGUACAUCUGAUUACUCUGAUGACUCGGACGCGGAGACCUCCAGCUCUUCUGGAUCUUCUGGUAUCCUAUCAACCUUGCAACACCGAUUUCCAACACCGCAAACAUGGCGCAGUGCUGGUAGUCUUGGGCUCUAUAAGCCGCGGUCCACAGACAAUUCUCAGAGGUCAACUGUUGGUAUGAUGACAUCUAAAGUGUCUGAAAAUCCACAGAACAUUGUGUCUAUUCAUGAUUUUACUGAGUUGCUGCCAGCAAAACGCGAACUGGCAAACAAAUACCGCAUCUGCGGUAAAGGUACCGAUGUAUGUGCUCACAAUGCUGCGGUUGCUCUCGAUCAUGGCUUCUAUGAGCUAGCUCGAAUAUGGGGACUCGUCAAAUUGGUCUUGCACAAUAAUAAAAAGUCUAUCCCGACAUCUGGCCUGGACACGGGUGAAAGACCCCAGCAUAUGCAGAGAAAAGACAGUGCCGUGGAUCUGAGUUAUGAUCUGGGAAAUCAAGAUCAGCAUUCAAAAGAUACUGCCAAUAGCGUGGUACAAUGGGGAGACCACCCCUUCGGCGGACAAUGGCUUGUCCCUGCCCUCUUCGAACAUUUUGAACGGGUCGGUGACGUACAGAUGGUUGCAAUGCUCAGUUGUGUUCUGCAUGAAUCAGAUCAUGAGAAGUACUCGCCGAACGAGGAGUAUCGUCCCAGCAAAACAGUAUCAAAAAGGGUAGACGAUCAGCCCUUAUCGUUAAAUAAUUACUCUGCCCAUGCAGCCUCGCAUAAUAAAUUUCACACCACAACUCCACUGGGAUCUACACCGAAGGACAGCCAUACUACACCCAUCACGCAGAGCUCUGGACGAUCGUCUUCUGAAAUUUGGCGUCCUGACUCAACUCCUCCCUAUUCCACUGGCACAACUCCUCCGUUAGCAUCGCGUACUGCAGGAUUUGCAGCAGAGAGGAAGGCUAUGAGCCAUACUGCCUCCAUAGCUGCCUCGCCUGACCAACAAUCUCAGCCGCGUAGUGCAUCAGGCCUUGGUUCUGUUCUUGCUUCUUCCCUUUCCCGAUCUUUCACUUUUGGUCCCUCAUCAGCCUCACCACCAGCCAGUGCGUUGUCUCGAAAAAAACAAAGCCCUGGCGGCAGCCCUAACACGGCCGGGGGGAUAUGGCCUACGAGUACUUUAAUAUCCAAACCUGUGUCAGCAGUUCCUGAUUACCUCACCACAUCCACUGCUCCUACCUCUCAAACACAUUCUGAUACCGAGAGUGAAAGACCGGAAAAGACACAAGCCUCGAAGCCACGAGCGAAGCCACGAGUGACGUUGAAAAACCGCGACGCUUUUGAGGGUGACGGCCUCACACAAAAUACAUUCAUCGAAAGCAAGAAGGACGGAUUGUAUCGAUCAUACCGAGAGGCAUACGCCCAUUUGCUAUCAAUCUGGGGCCUACCUAUACAGCGCAGUGAAGUCUUGAAAGUUGGGGGAGCUAAUAACCGCUCCAGUGAUACGGACUUCCGUCAAUGGGGUUACAACAGUCCGAGGUCAUCGCUUUCACUGCCGACCCUCAGACAUAGAAGUUCGGUGAAUUCGACUUUGGAACCAGGUAACCAAGGGCUGGAAAUUCAACGACAUUGCAUUCGGUGUGGCCGCCCUCUGCAAAUGUCAAUAUUCAGUAGUGAACCUGCGACGGAGAUGGCAGCCAAACCCCAGAUGAAGGGAGAUUCUGCACCCACGAUCUGCCCAGGUUGCCACCCGAAACAACCUCUCCCCUCCAAACUCCCUUGCGUUAUAUGCGGGGAAGUGGUUGACGGAAUGCUCACGCCUUGUCUUAAUUGCGGCCACGUCAGUUGCUUUGAUUGCCAUCAGGGCUGGUUCUCUGGGUUAUCACCUGAGCUACAAGAUGACACGGCCAAUUGCGCUAUAGACAUACACGGCAAUGACCAGGAAUACCAGUAUUGUCCCACUGGAUGUGGCUGCAAAUGCUCGGAGCACAUCGUUACAAACAUUCCGAGGCCUUGGAGCCCAUCCUCGCCGACACCAGAUGGUGAGACUAGUCCUUUGACCCGAUCGCGGAAACAACCAGAUAUUUUAUCCAACGUUGGCCAGCACGAAGAUGAUCUCGAUCAAUGGCAUACAUCGCCAUUUGCCUCCCUUGCUCGGGGCCUGGGGGGUGGAUUGAGUAGGGGGUUACGCCCUAAAGAGGAUAGGCGAAAAUCUAAGUCAUCCAUUUCUGGAUUUGUACCAAAACGAAGUGCCAUGAAUCAAGUGGAAAGUACAUGGCAGUAA
This is a messenger RNA of Aspergillus bombycis, 4356 nucleotides long. Its product is annotated as Mtc5p. Lineage: Eukaryota; Fungi; Ascomycota; Eurotiomycetes; Eurotiales; Aspergillaceae. The transcript has a single exon. Gene Ontology annotation, molecular function: protein binding. The record is from RefSeq and is a predicted model, not a curated record. Bases 1 to 4356 code for a protein of 1451 amino acids.